UUUUGUCUCUCUCUCCAAGACUUUUCUUUCUCUCUCUAACAAAAUAUUCUUUGCUUAUAAAUAACACUCCUACUUUUCCUUCUCUCCCGUCUCUGUGUUCCAAUUUCCAAAUCCCCCAUUUGUGUUCUUAUUUUCAAGCUUUGAUUGCUUUUGCUUUUUAUGGCAAAACUCACAGCAGUGAUGAUGAUCAUGGUGGCUUUAGCCUUCAUUUGUAUCUCUGUUUCUGCAGAUCCUGACUUGCUUCAAGAUGUUUGCGUCGCCGAUUCUUCUUCUGGUGUGAAAGUCAAUGGGUUUGCAUGCAAGCCAACCUUCAACUCAUCAGACUUCUUCUUUGAUGGCCUAGCCAACCCAGGUCUCACCAACAACACAAUGGGUUCAAAGGUGACUCCAGCCAAUGUGGAAAAAAUCCCAGGGCUCAACACCCUUGGAGUGUCCCUCUCCCGAAUCGACUAUGCCCCCAAAGGCCUAAACCCACCGCACACCCACCCACGCGCCACUGAAGUAGUAUUCGUGCUCGAAGGCGAAUUGGAUGUGGGUUUUAUCACCACAGCUGGUGUACUAGUUUCCAAGUCCAUCAAAAAGGGUGACGUAUUUGUGUUUCCGAGAGGUUUGGUUCAUUUCCAGAAGAAUAAUGGUGAUGUUUCUGCAGCUGUCAUCGCCGCCUUCAAUAGUCAGUUGCCCGGGACCCAAUCCAUCGCCACCACAUUGUUCGCCUCCACACCGCCGGUGCCAGAUCAUGUGUUGACUAUGACCUUCCAAGUUGGUACCAAGGAGAUUGAGAAGAUCAAGUCAAGGCUUGCACCCAAGUAACUAUGGACACUUGAAUGUGUUUGGGGGCAUUGUUGUUUUCUUAAUUUGUUGUUCAUUGAUAAGGAUUCAUGGGUAAUUUAUUGGGUGGACAUUUGAAUUUCUUUUGUAUGUGAAUCCAUAUAAUGUUAUGGACCAAAAAACCAUUUGAUAUUAGUCUUGGACAACUAACUCAAUACACAUCUUGCUCCUGAACUACUAA
Camellia sinensis is the source of this 1009-nucleotide messenger RNA. RefSeq names its product germin-like protein 5-1. The record is from RefSeq and is a predicted model, not a curated record. Lineage: Eukaryota; Viridiplantae; Streptophyta; Magnoliopsida; Ericales; Theaceae. Gene Ontology annotation, molecular function: manganese ion binding.